CUGUGUCUUUCCGAGGUGAAACCCGCUGAGCCAGUUUGGUGAGUCCUCCGUAAGGGAGAUGCCAACAGGUGUAUUUUCAAAACACGGAUAAAGAAAACAGAAGGGAUUAUUUCAACUCCAGGUAUCCUACAAAUACGCUUACAUUUUAGACUUGACCUGCUCUUCCUGGAGAUGGCAAUCCGGAACUUCGCCAUUGAGUAUGAUGCCUUAAAUGAUCGCAACACAUUCAGCAACGGGGAUACUUUGGCAGGCAGAGUUAUUGUGGAGGUGUCAAAGGAAACCAAGAUCAAAACUCUCACUGUUAUGGCAAAAGGCAAGGCUGAUGUGGCAUGGACUGAGUCACAAGGGGAAAAUAAUGUGACAUACUGGGAUAAAGAGAUGUAUUUCUCACAAACUAUCUUAUCUGUCUUACCGGAGGACAAAGCAGAUGGGUCUGUUACUCUAGUGGCCGGUAGACAUGUCUUCUCUUUUGCCUUUCAGCUUCCCUACCAGGGGCUGCCGUCAUCUUUCAAAGGUGCUCAUGGUAAAAUCCACUACCGACUUCAGGCCAAGCUGAGCAGGUCUUUGCGUGCUGUGAGCAAAACUGAAACAAAGUUCAACUUUCUUGCCAGAGCUGAUUAUGAUCAGUCAACACUGAUGGCACCUCAGCAUGGUAGUAAAGACAAGAAUGUCCAUUUUUUUGCCUCUGGAAAUAUUUCAAUGAAUAUUUUCUUGCCAAAGACAGGCUACGAGCAAGGUGAAGGGCUAGUUUUUGAUGGUGAGAUUGUCAACAGCUCAACUCGAAAAAUUGUGCCAAAGUACAUCAUCUACCAGAAGCAGAGCUUCUUUGCUGGAGGCCAGAGAGCCGUUCACACCACACAGAUACUGAAGGAGAAGGGAGAGCCUUUAGUGUCCUCCACCAGACAGAAUCUGACCAAAGUAUUAGUCAUUCCCCCAGAAAUCAGCACCAGCAUCCACAACUGCAGAAUCCUCAAAGUAGAGUAUAGACUGAAGGUUAUUUUGGAUGUAUCAUUCAUGAAAAACCCUGUGAUUAAACUCCCAUUGAUCGUCCUGCCACACAGGACCUCAUCCAACGUGUUGGAGGCAGGAUUAUACCCAGACCUGGCCAAAAUUAAUAUUUUAAGUUAAUACAAACAAUAAACAAUACUUUUGUAUUGCACUAAUAUCAGAUACUUGUAUCAGAUUCAAUAAAAUAUAGAAAGAAACAGGCUAUGCA
This is a messenger RNA of Rhinichthys klamathensis goyatoka, 1216 nucleotides long. RefSeq lists its product as uncharacterized. Gene Ontology annotation, biological process: protein transport. The transcript is spliced from 6 exons. The record is from RefSeq and is a predicted model, not a curated record. NCBI's taxonomy places the organism in Eukaryota, Metazoa, Chordata, Actinopteri, Cypriniformes, Leuciscidae. The coding region runs from base 172 to 1128 and encodes 318 amino acids. Gene Ontology annotation, cellular component: plasma membrane; cytoplasm.